This is a messenger RNA of Enhydra lutris kenyoni (northern sea otter), 3007 nucleotides long. RefSeq names its product retinoic acid receptor beta. The coding region runs from base 528 to 1736 and encodes 402 amino acids. Gene Ontology annotation, cellular component: transcription regulator complex; nucleus. The record is from RefSeq and is a predicted model, not a curated record. NCBI's taxonomy places the organism in Eukaryota, Metazoa, Chordata, Mammalia, Carnivora, Mustelidae. Gene Ontology annotation, biological process: regulation of transcription by RNA polymerase II; retinoic acid receptor signaling pathway; cellular response to corticotropin-releasing hormone stimulus. Gene Ontology annotation, molecular function: zinc ion binding; nuclear glucocorticoid receptor binding; nuclear receptor activity. The transcript is spliced from 8 exons.
GGGAAGGGUUCACCGAAAGUUCACUCGCAUAUAUUAGGCAAUUCAAUCUUUCAUUCUGUGUGACAGAAGUAGUAGGAAGUGAGCUGUUCAGAGGCAGGAGGGUCUAUUCUUUGCCAAAGGGGGGACCAGAAUUCCCCCAUGCGAGCUGUUUGAGGACUGGGAUGCCGAGGACGCGAGCGAGCCGGGCAGGGUUUGUCUGGGCACCGUCGGGGUAGGAUCCGGACCGCAUUCGGAAGGCUUUUUGCAGGCAUUUUCUUGGAAGGAGAACUUGGAAUCUUUCUGGGAACCCCCGCCCCGGCUGGAUUGGCCGAGCAAGCCUGGAAAAUGGUAAAUGAUCAUUUGGAUCAAUUACAGGCUUUUAGCUGGCUUGUCUGUCAUAAUUCAUGAUUCGGGGCUGGGAAAAAGACCAACAGCCUACGUGCCAAAAAAGGGGCAGAGUUUGAUGGAGUUGGGUGGACUUUUCUAUGCCAUUUGCCUCCACACCUAGAGGAUAAGCACUUUUGCAGACAUUCGGUGCAGGGGAGAUCAUGUUUGACUGUAUGGAUGUUCUGUCAGUGAGUCCUGGGCAAAUCCUGGAUUUCUACACUGCGAGUCCGUCUUCCUGCAUGCUCCAGGAGAAAGCUCUCAAAGCAUGCUUCAGUGGAUUGACCCAAACCGAAUGGCAGCAUCGGCACACUGCUCAAUCAAUUGAAACACAGAGCACCAGCUCUGAGGAACUGGUCCCGAGCCCUCCGUCUCCACUUCCUCCCCCCCGUGUGUACAAACCCUGCUUCGUCUGCCAGGACAAAUCAUCGGGGUACCACUAUGGAGUCAGCGCCUGUGAGGGCUGUAAGGGCUUUUUCCGCAGAAGUAUUCAGAAGAACAUGAUUUACACUUGUCAUCGAGAUAAGAACUGUGUUAUUAACAAAGUCACCAGGAAUCGAUGCCAAUACUGUCGACUCCAGAAGUGCUUUGAAGUGGGAAUGUCCAAAGAAUCCGUCAGGAAUGACAGGAACAAGAAGAAGAAGGAGCCUUCGAAGCAGGAAUGUGCAGAAAGCUAUGAAAUGACGGCUGAGCUGGACGAUCUCACAGAGAAGAUCCGCAAAGCCCACCAGGAAACGUUCCCCUCACUCUGCCAGCUGGGUAAAUACACCACGAAUUCCAGUGCUGACCAUCGAGUCCGACUGGACCUGGGCCUCUGGGACAAGUUCAGUGAACUGGCCACCAAGUGCAUUAUUAAGAUUGUGGAGUUUGCUAAACGUCUGCCAGGCUUCACCGGCUUGACCAUUGCAGACCAAAUCACCCUGCUGAAGGCUGCCUGCCUGGACAUUCUGCUCCUGCCUUUGGAAAUGGAUGACACAGAAACAGGCCUUCUCAGUGCCAUCUGCUUAAUCUGUGGAGACCGCCAGGACCUUGAGGAACCAACAAAAGUAGAUAAGCUACAAGAACCACUGCUGGAAGCACUAAAAAUUUAUAUCAGAAAGAGACGACCCAGCAAGCCUCACAUGUUUCCAAAGAUCUUAAUGAAAAUCACAGACCUCCGCAGCAUCAGUGCUAAAGGUGCAGAACGUGUAAUUACCUUGAAAAUGGAAAUUCCUGGAUCAAUGCCACCUCUCAUUCAGGAAAUGCUGGAGAAUUCUGAAGGACAUGAACCCUUGACCCCAAGUUCAAGUGGGAACCCAGUGGAGCACAGUCCCAGCACCUCACCCAGCUCAGUGGAAAACAGCGGUGUCAGUCAGUCACCACUGGUGCAAUAAGACACUUUGCAGCUACUUCAAACAUUCCCCAGUACCUUCAGUUCCAGGAUUUAAAAUGCAAGGAAAAAAAACAUUUUUACUGCUGCUUAGUUUUUGGACUGAAAAUAUAUUAAAACUCAAGAAGGACCAAGAAGUUUUCAUAUGUAUCAAUAUAUACUCUUCACUGUCUAACUUACCUAGAAAUACAAACUUUUUCAAUUCUAAAAAUCAGCCAUUUCAUGCAACCAGAAACUAGUUAAAAGCUUCUAUUUUCCUCUUUGAAUACUCAAGAUUGCAUGGCAAAGACCCAGUCAAAAUGAUUUACCCCGGUUAAGUUUCUGAAGACUUUGUACAUACAGAGAAGUAUGGCUCUGUUCUUUCUAUACUGUAUGUUUGGUGCUUUCCUAUUGCCUUGCAUACUCGGAAUAACCAAGACACCAAGGUUGUGAAACAGACUACCAUACGUGUCCAACUAAGAAAGGCUCAAAAAAAAUAACUGUCUUGCUUUCACAGAGCAACCAGGACAUCAAGGUAAGGAAAGGGGACUGUUGUACAGUAUGACAAGAUAAAGCUAGAGAUAAUUCUAAUUUAGUUAGUAUGGAAGCUUGUCCUUGCUCUUUUUGACGCUCUCAAACUGCGUCCUCUAUUUCAUGUUGCCCAGUAAAAAGAUACAAAUUCACUGCACUAGCAGAAGAGAAUUCUGUAUCAGUGUAACUGCCAGUUCAGUUAAUCAGAUGUCAUUUGUUCGAUUGUUAAUGUCACUUUAACAGUGGUUUAUUACUUAAUGACAUAACUACACAAUUUUUUUUAAAAAAGAUACAUUUUUACAGUAAUGGUAGCCUCCAAGGCAGAAACACUUUUCAGUGUUAAUAAGUUUUUUGUUUACCUAUUCACAAGCCAUUAGGGAAAUUUCAUGGGAUAAUUAGCAGACUGGUCUACCACCCAUACCAUGUAACUCCAGUGUCCUUUCAGAUGCCUGCCUGCUACGGAGGGGUUUUUCUAGCCUCCUUGAUGCCCAGAGGCUAAUAUGAACUCCCAAAGGCAUGGACAGAGAAUCUGCAUCCUUUGACCUUGUUCGAUCACUAUGAAGCAGAGUGAAAGCUGUGGUAGAGUGGUUAACAGAUACAAGUGUCAGCUUCUUAGUUCUCAUUUAAGCACUAGUGGAAUUUUUUUUUUUGAUAUAUUAGCAAGUCUGUGAUGUACUUUCACUGGCUCUGUUUGUACAUUGAGAUUGUUUAACAAUGCUUUCUAUGUUCAUAUACUGUUUACCUUUUUCCAUGGAGUCUCCUGGC